Pseudovirgaria hyperparasitica is the source of this 1964-nucleotide messenger RNA. Its product is annotated as major facilitator superfamily transporter. Gene Ontology annotation, molecular function: transmembrane transporter activity. The transcript is spliced from 4 exons. The record is from RefSeq and is a predicted model, not a curated record. NCBI's taxonomy places the organism in Eukaryota, Fungi, Ascomycota, Dothideomycetes, Acrospermales, Acrospermaceae. Gene Ontology annotation, cellular component: membrane. Bases 1 to 1464 code for a protein of 487 amino acids. Gene Ontology annotation, biological process: transmembrane transport.
AUGGCAGAAAUUGAGAAGCAGCACGGCGCCUUCUACGAAGAAGCCGCCAACAGCGCUGGUUCUGACUCUGAUGUCGACACGGAAUUCUCGCCGCAAGAGCAGAGGUCCAUUGUGCGAAGAGUCGAUCGACGUCUGGUCUCGACCGUUGGCUUGAUGUACUGCAUCUCGCUCAUGGACCGUACGAACCUGUCUGCGGCGAAUAUCGCGGGCAUGAAAGUUGAUCUGGCCAUGGUCGGAAAUAAUCGAUACUCACUCGUCACCCUACUCUUUUUCAUCACCUACAUCGUCUUCCAGCCGCCAUCCACUGUCAUCGUCCGCAAAAUCGGCCCUCGAGUUCAUCUCUCCACUAUCACCCUCCUCUGGGGCGCCGUCAUGAUCGGUAUGGGCUUUGUGCGUGAGUGGCAGCAACUGGCCGCUCUCCGCCUCGUCCUCGGUAUUUUCGAGGCCGGCUUCUUUCCCAGCUGCGUUUAUCUCCUGAGCACGUGGUACACCCGCUACGAGGUCGGCAAGCGUUACUCCUUUUUCUACAUCAUCGGCUGUGUCGCCUCCGCCUGCUCUGGCAUCCUAGCUUAUGGUCUCAUGCAAAUGAAAGGUCUGGCCUCGCUCAAUGGCUGGCGCUGGAUCUUCAUUAUCGAAGGCACCGUGACCUGCAUCAUCGCCAUCGGUGGCUAUUGGGCGCUGGUGGGCUUCCCGGACGACGUCAAUUACAAGUCAUUCCACUUUCUGGCACCUCAAGAAAUCGCCUUUAUCGUACGUAAAGUUAACCGCGACCGCGGCGACACCAAGCUUGAGCCUUUCAAUCUGAGAAAGUUUCUCGGCGCUGGCUCCGAUUGGAAGAUCUGGUGCUAUGCCCUGAUUUUCUUCAACACAACCACUGUAACAUACGCACUCGCAUACUUCCUGCCCAUCAUCCUCCAUGUCAACAUGAAAUUCAGCAUCGGCGCCUCGCAGUGCCUCGUCGCACCGCCAUACGUCUUUGGCGCAUUUGUCAUGUACGGCACCGGCUAUGUCGGCGACAGAUUCAAGAUCCGCGGACCGCUCAUCCUCUUCAACAUGCUACUCUGCCUCAUCGGCCUUCCAAUCAUGGGCUUCCACUCCUCGCCCGCCGUGCGCUACUUUGGCGUCUUCCUCGUCACCGCAGGCGCAAACGCAAACGUCCCGUCCGUCAUGUCAUACCAGGCGAACAACAUCCGCGGCCAAUGGAAGCGUGCAUUCUGCUCCGCAACCUUGGUCGGGUUUGGUGGUGUCGGGGGUAUUGCCGGUAGCUUGGUGUUUCGCGAUCAAGAUAGCCCUACAUACCACCCUGGUGCGUACGCGUGUAUUGCCUGUUGCUUGUUGACCGUUGUGCUGGUGUGUAUUCUCAGCGUGGCGUUCUACGUCGAGAACGGAAAGCAGGCACGAGGCGAGAAGAGGCUGGAGAGCCAGGACGAUGAUGUCCAUGGCGACUUCAGGUACACGUACUAGCCUGGCGCUGUAUAUGAUGGGACGAGAGGGAUGUAUCUAGCUGGGUGGAACAGGGAUGUACAUGAUUGAUGAAGGAAUAUGAAUAUACCCGACAGAACGCAUUCUACACAUUGUGAUGUCGAUUCAGUGCCACCGUUUGCUAUACGAUCAACCCUUCACAGUCGUGUCUGCUCGCAUUAUAGUCAAAGACUGCUAAUUUCAAUACCACUCGCAGAGGAGCCACAUCUCAUAGUGAUCGUUGCGGUAGGCGCUGUAUAUAUCCCUGUAACAUUGGUGUUUCUGCAUCCUAGCCUCGCCUCACAGAUCCGAAGUAAGCUUCUUUCUCAAACUAUGCUGGUAUCCGUACGAUAGUCAAGUAUUAUAUUAUAUAGAACCGUCAUUAUCGUGCAUAAGAGGUUGUGACUGUAUAGGUAGGUGGGAUGCGUAGAGUAAUGAUUUCUAGGCUUUAGAUAUUAAACUGAUAUAUCUAAAGUACAAGAUCGUGGAACGUGAACAUCGGG